GAUCGAACAUGCUUUGGCGACUCUUCGCGGUUCUGGCGGUAUUAGGCGGUUUUAUCGCCAUUUGUUCUUGCGAACCCGUGAACAGAAAACAUCUACUGAAAGCGUCGAGGACAAUCGAGUGUGCCGGCAAUGAAGGUGACAUCUCCAUGUGUAGAACCAAUGAGUCGGCUGAUACUCCUUCGUCAAAUAGCGAGAAUCAAACGCGAUCCAGCAGGAAAGUUGAACAAAAACUCGUUGAUGAUGUCAAUGACGUAGGUGAAGUUUCUGCUCGAAAAAGAAAUAAAAAAGGAGGUGGCAGAAUAAUAUUUUACAUGAUAGCUGCUUUAAAAGCAGCAUUGGUUUAUGGACUUUUACAUGGUGUUGCAGCUCUCGCAGGGAAGGCAAUAUUGCUUGCCAAAAUAGCUUUAGCAAUUGCCAUUGCCGCAAUUGUAAAAAAGAAUGAUUCUGAAAAAGUUUCUUAUGAAGUAGUGAAACAUCCACAUCACAGCUAUAUACAAACCCACAGCUCUAGCGUCGAUUACGAUCAUCGUAGUGAUUACAGUGACGAUCGUAAUGAUUACCGUCCUGAUUACCGUAAUGAUUACUUUUACGAACAUCGAAAGCGACGCCAACUUAUAUUUUAAUAUAAAUAGAUUUUCAAGCAAAUAUAAAAUGAAUUAUUUAUAAA
Molecule: messenger RNA, 667 nt
Organism: Wasmannia auropunctata (little fire ant)
Lineage: Eukaryota; Metazoa; Arthropoda; Insecta; Hymenoptera; Formicidae
Exons: 3
Coding region: 9-623 (204 amino acids)
Source: RefSeq, a predicted model, not a curated record